UGUAGAGGAGGAAGGAUCUUCUUGUGCGUUGGGGAAAUGGAGUGGCACCCACGGAGCGUGACCAUGUUCACCAAGGAGGAUUUCGAAGGCGAUUGGCUCCAGGUGGCCAGUGGUGGGAGCUUUGGCCCAGUGUUCCGAGCGAAGCAUAAACAAUGGCGGACCACCUACGUGGUGAAGUGCCUUUCUUGUCUUCUUCAGGAUUCCAGACUUGACAGAACCAAGAUGAAUCAGUUCAUGGAAGAGGUAGCCAAGAUGGAGAGAAUCAAAUUUCAACACAUUGUGUCCGUCUACGGCAUAUGUGACAGCCCCUUGGGGAUUGUCAUGGAAUACAUGGUCAACGGGUCCUUGGAGGAGACUCUACCCACCCACCGAAUGGCUUGGCAGCUCAAGUUCCGAAUCAUCCACGAGACAAGUUUGGCCAUGAACUUCUUGCACAUCUUGAAGCCUCCUUUGCUUCACCUCAACCUAAAGCCAGGAAAUAUCCUAUUGGAUUCCAAUAUUCAUGUUAAGAUUUCAGAUUUCGGCUUAUCCAAGUGGAUGGAGCCAUCAGACUGGAUACAGGAGAUUGAGAGGUCAGCUAUGAAGGGAAACCUGAGCUAUGUCCCACCUGAGAUGUUUUUGCAAAGCACCAGGCCACCAGGAACCGAAUUUGAUGUCUACAGCUUUGGGAUUGUCGUCUGGGAGAUCCUUACUCAGAAGAAACCAUAUUCAGGAGCAAGGACAAUGGCCGUUAUCAUCAGUGCAGCAACAGGAAAGCGGCCCUCCUUGGAGCCUGUCUGUGAUGACUGGCCAGGAGAAUGCCAACAGAUGGUUGACUUGAUGAAGAGGUGCUGGGACCAGGAGCCACAGAGGAGGCCGGGCUUCACAGAUGUCUUGGUGGAGACAAGCAUGCUGCUCUCCUUAAUCCGAAGCCCUGUGGUGGACCCGGAGAAAGAGCAUCUCUCUAGGAAGAUGUCACUCAAGCCCACAUUUCCUAGGAGCGAACAGAAGAGUGAUACAGAAGGAUCUGGUCUCUUUCGGGGAGCAAGCAAUGGGGGUGCUGAGAAUGAUAAGGAUCAAUCUCAUGAUUUCCCUCAGAAUGAGGUUGAAAGCCUGGAAGCUCUGAUAUUGUCAGAAGGUGUCAGUGAGACCCAUAAAAACAACCUUCAGCUCAUGGUCACUCCAAGGAACUUGGAGAAAAUGAAAUUCCUGUUGAGGCAGGGAGCUGAUGUGAACAAGAAGACUGCCUGGGGUUCCACUCCCCUCAUCCUGGCGGUCCAAAAGGAGUCUCUGGAGAUCAUCUCACUCCUCAUCCAACAUGGCGCGGACGUCAACAUGACUGAUGAGGAUGGCUGGUCACCUCUCCAUUUUGUGGCUCAGAAUGGCGAUGACAGAAUAGCCCGCCUCUUGCUUGACCACAAGGCCAACAUCAAGGCCCAAGAACUUGAUGGGUGGACUGCCCUCCACUUGGCCUCCCAGAACAACUUUGAAAAUGUGGUCCGGGUUCUCCUCUCACGUCAGGCUGACCCCAACAUCCAGGAGAAUGAGGGACGGACUGCCCUCCAUGUGGCAGCUGCGUAUGGGCACAUCAGGCUUGUUAAAAUGCUGGACAGCCAAGGGGCAGAUCUAGAAAAGAAGCAGAAAAACCUCCGGACUCCACUUCAUCUUGCUGUAGAGAAAGGCAAAUUCAGAGUGGUCCAGUACCUCCUGAAGAAUGGUGCAGAAGUCAACAGCCUAGACCAGAACCAUUACAGUGCUCUUCAUCUGGCUGUAGCGAAAGGAAAAUACCUCAUCUGUGAGAAGCUGAUCAAAUAUGGAGCCGCCAUAGACCUGAGGACGGACAAAGGGUGGACACCUUUGCACCUGGCUUCCAUUAAAGGCCACAUGGAAAUCAUCCGCCUCCUGAUGGACAACCAAGCCAAGGUGAAUAUUGGGGGCAGCCUGGAUUGGACGCCUCUGCAUUUGGCGAUACGCUACAGUGAAGAGGCUGUCAUUUCUGAGUUGCUAUGCAGAGGGGCAGACCCCAACCUCGCUGAGAAUUCUGGCUGGACCCCCCUCCACCUGGCAGUGCAGCAGGGGUCAUUUCUCAGCAUUGUUAACCUCCUUGAGCAUAAGGCAGAUGUCAAUGUCAAGAACAAGGUGGGCUGGACACCCACACACCUUGCAGUGCUCAAAGGUAAUGCAACGAUCGUGAAGACUUUACUCAAUGCAGGGGCUUUGCUGGAGCUGGAGGACAACAUGGGGUGUACUCCUCUCCAGCUCGCCCUCAGGAAUCAGAAGCAAAGCAUUGUGGACCUACUGCAAGGUGAGGAGUCUUCAAAAGCCAAGCCCAGGGGCCACCACAAGGUAUACAGAGACGAUGCUAAGGAAACAUCUGAACAAACAUAA
Messenger RNA from Elgaria multicarinata webbii, 2367 nucleotides. RefSeq names its product ankyrin repeat and kinase domain containing 1 (gene ANKK1). Gene Ontology annotation, biological process: protein phosphorylation. Gene Ontology annotation, molecular function: ATP binding; protein kinase activity; protein binding. Bases 37 to 2367 code for a protein of 776 amino acids. The transcript is spliced from 8 exons. The record is from RefSeq and is a predicted model, not a curated record. NCBI's taxonomy places the organism in Eukaryota, Metazoa, Chordata, Lepidosauria, Squamata, Anguidae.